AUGGAGGAUGUAAGCAUACCCAUUCUUAACGGCCACACCCGCUCUGUUUGUGUCUCUGUCUUCUUCUGCUUUGUGCGCUGGGACCUCCAGAGCGUGGUCACGCUGGACGCUAUGGACGGCGACCCCAACUCCAAGUCUCACAUCGCCCUCAAGAGGAUCCAGAGUCCGGUCAUCCUGCUGUACUGCUCCAAGGACGAGGCGGUGUACAUUCUAGAAGAGGCGCGCUCCUUGGGCCUCAUUGGAGCCGGUUACAUCUGGAUUGUGUCCAGUCUCACCACCGGAAACCCCGACUAUACACCAGAGGCCUUUCCUCUGGGAAUGAUCUCCGUGUCCUACGACGAGUGGGAGUAUCCGCUGGAGACGCGGAUGCAGGACGGGGUGGACAUCAUCCUGUCCGCCGCCACCGCCAUGCUGCGGGAGAAAGGCGAACUGCCGGAGGCCCAGAGCAGCUGCUUCAGCACGCCGUCCGACCGCAGCCCGGGGAAACUGCCGCCCAGCGCCCUGCGCAGGCACAUGAUGCACGUGUGGAACGAGGGCAGAGAUCUUUCCUUUACCCCGGAUGGUUACCAGGCCAACCCCAAAUUAGUGGUCAUCGUGCUGAACAGCGAAAGGAAGUGGGAGAAGAUGGGUCGCUGGGAGAACGGGACGCUGUCGCUGAUGUUCCCCGUGUGGCCGCGCUACAACUCGCACGGCGACGAGGACGCAGACGAGAACCACCUGUCCAUCGUCACGCUGGAGGAGAAGCCCUUCGUCAUCGUGGACAACGUGGACAUCCUCACGGGGACCUGCAUGAGGAACUCCGUGCCCUGCCGCAAACACGUCAAAAACAACAGCACCAUGGGAGGUUCCUACAUCAAGCAGUGCUGCAAAGGCUUCUGCAUCGACAUCCUCAAGAAGAUCGCCAGGAACGUCAAGUUCACCUACGACCUCUACCUGGUGACCAACGGCAAGCACGGCAAGAAGAUCAACAACGUGUGGAACGGCAUGGUGGGAGAGGUGGUGUACAAGAAAGCCGUGAUGGCCGUCGGCUCGUUGACCAUCAACGAGGAGAGGUCGGAGGUCAUCGACUUCUCCGUGCCCUUCGUGGAAACCGGGAUCAGCGUGAUGGUGUCGCGGAGCAACGGCACCGUCUCUCCAUCUGCAUUCCUCGAGCCCUUCAGCGCCUCUGUUUGGGUGAUGAUGUUUGUGAUGCUGCUCAUCGUCACGGCCAUCGCUGUCUUCCUUUUUGAGUUUGUCUCCCCGCUGGGCUUCAACCGCAACUUGGCCCAAGGCAAAGACCCCCACGGUCCAUCCUUCACCAUCGGCAAAGCCAUCUGGCUGCUGUGGGGUCUGGUGUUCAACAACUCCGUUCCUGUCCAGAACCCCAAGGGCACCACCAGUAAGUUCAUCGUGUCGGUGUGGGCCUUCUUCGCCGUCAUCUUCCUGGCCUCGUACACCGCCAACCUGGCCGCCUUCAUGAUCCAGGAGGAGUUUGUGGACCAGGUCACCGGACUGUCUGACAAGAAGUUCCAGAGCCCCUACUCCUAUUCCCCGCCCUUCCGCUUCGGGACGGUCCCCAACGGCAGCACGGAGCGCAACAUCCGCAAGAACUACCCGGACAUGCACCAGUACAUGACCAAGUACCACCAGAGCGGCGUGCAGGACGCGCUGGUCAGCCUCAAGACCGGCAAACUGGACGCCUUCAUCUACGACGCCGCCGUGCUGAACUACAUGGCGGGCCGCGACGACGGCUGCAAGCUGGUCACCAUCGGCAGCGGCUACAUCUUCGCCACCACGGGGUACGGCAUCGCUCUGCAGAAGGGGUCCUACUGGAAGCGCCUGGUGGACCUGGCCAUCCUCGGCAUCAUCGGAGACGGUGAGAUGGAGGAGCUGGAGGCCCAGUGGCUGACGGGGAUCUGCCACAACGAGAAGAACGAGGUGAUGUCCAGCCAGCUGGACGUGGACAACAUGGCGGGGGUCUUCUACAUGCUGGCCACCGCCAUGGGCCUGUCCAUCCUCACCUUCAUCUCCGAGCACCUCUUCUACUGGCGCCUGCGAUACUGCUUCACCGGCGUCUGCUCGGGGCGACCGGGCCUCCUCUUCACCAUCAGCAGGGGCAUCUGGAGCUGCAUCCAUGGCGUUCAUAUCGACAUGAAGAAGAAAUCCCCGGAGCUGGACUUCAGUCCUCAGGCCAACAUGCUGCACCUGCUCAAGUCGGCAAAGUCCAUGGCCUUGUCCUCGCCCAAACGCAACACGGUGCUGGUGCAGCCCAGCAUCCUGGACAUGAUGUCAGGCAAAGGUAACUCGCUCCAUCUGCCUCAAAAGGGUCCCGGUCUCUAUAGCAACGCCAGCGGUCCGCAGGGUUUCCUGUCCUUAUCCGGGCGCCACAAGAACCUCCUGAACAACGCGGCGCCCUUCCCCGGCCAGCCGAAAGGCCCCGCCCACCAGGCCAGCCCCAGCAAGCCGCAGCUGUCCAUCACCAACGACAACGGCAAGACCCACCUCGCCGGUGCCGCCGGCCCGCCGUCCAAGCCCCGUGCUCUUUGGAAGAAAAGCGUGGAGACGCUGAAGACCCAACCCGGCGCGGGGGCGGUGGUGGCGGCGGCGGCGGCGCCGGGUGCCGGGCCGAGCCCGACGGCGGCGGCGCCGGGGCCGGCGUCCAUGAAGAGCCAGCGCUACCUUCCCGAAGAGCCGCCGCACUCUGACAUCUCGGAGUGCUCCAGUCGGCCGCCGUCGCACAAAGAUUCCGACUCCAUGGCGCCGAGGGGCGGGUUCAAGCCCAUCAAUCAGCUGAGGAAGCGGGGAGGCGGAGCCUCCAAGAUCUACUCCAUCGACUCGGACCAGGCCAGCCUCCAGUCGGCUCCCCCGUACCAGCGAGACAGCCAGGGGGGCAGCGACGAGCACCCGUACCCCCCCGACCUCUUCCCCCCCAACAGCACGUACUCGCACAAAGCGGACACGCCCAUCCUGCAGCUGAGCGCCACCUUGCUGCACCACAGCCACAGCGCCGAGGCCGACCUGCACUCCAUGAAGGACAAGAAGUACAGCACCUACACGCACAGCAGCGCCAAGGACAAGUCGGGCGGUUCCUUCGAGGGGCCGGGCUUGGGGGCCAGCUCGCAGGGCGUCCGCCCGGGCCACUGUCGCUCCUGCCUGACCAAGCUGAGCGGCUACUCGGGCCUCUACACGGUGCGAUCCCCGCAGGCUCGCUGCGACGCCUGCGCCCACCUGGGCAACCUGUACGACAUCAGCGAGGACCACCUGCACUACUCGCACGGCGGAGACAUGUUCGCCCACUUCCUGCCCCAGAGCCAGCUGGGCCUGGUGGGCGAGGGGGACGACCUGGUCAGCCACUUCGAGCCGGCGCCGGCGUCGCCGUCCGCCCGCCCCGCCGCCUCCUCGCCGGCCCAGCACCCGCAGCUGAGUCGCCAGCACUCCUACGAGAACCUGCUCCCGGACGGCGUUUCCGAGAUGCAGACUCACCUGCGCGGCCUCAGCCUCCCCGACAGGGAGCGGGAAUCCGCCCUCGACGAGGGGGCGUACGCUAACGUCCUCACCAUGCGCUCCGACCGCCCCUUCAGCGGCCGCAGCCCGCCCUCGCCGUCCCCCUCCCAUCACCACAGCUUGGACGCCCCCAUGCCCCUCCCCCGACGCUCCAAGAGCCUCUUCCCCGACCGGCCCUCCCACAACCCUUUCCUGCAGUCGGCCGCCGGCACGGCGCAGCGGGAGCCCGCCACCCACAGCGCCCCCCGCGUGUCGCAGAGAAGCUCCGCCCACGAGCUGUACAAGCAGCGCAUGCCGCUCUCGCUCACCCUCGGCAACCACGGCGGCCACCACGCCAACCAGCACCACGUCGACCCGCAGGUCUUCUACCCUCAGCAGGAUCCCCCCGUGGUGGCCUACAUGGUCCCGCCCGCCGCCGCCGCCCAACCCAUGAGCCACGUGACGGCGCCGCGAGCUUCCAGCGCCGGCGGCAACAGGCCCCGCCUCUAUCGCCGCAUGCCUAGCAUCGAGUCUGACGUGUGAGACUCGCACUUCCUGUCACUGACACGCAUCCAAUAAGGCGGGGCCUCCUCCCCCCCCCCACUCCCCCACCAGCUCCUCUGGGUCACGGGGAGCCGCCCGGCCCCGCCCCUUUUUUCUUUUCUUCUUUUGCUGUGUGUGCACAUUCACCUUCGACUCUCUGCAGCCAACAUGUGUCUUCUACGAGCACACACAGCCGCGCGGGAAUCGAACCUGCGGGCGGACUCCACGGGGCGGCUUGGUUAGGCAGGGUCCCCGCAUCGCCACACACACACACACACACACACACACACACACACACACACACACACACACGUACACUUAUAGACUGUUUGAUAACAUUGAUGUCAGCUAAUUGAACAUUCCAAAAAAAAUAAGAAGGGGCGGCCUUUAAGUGGCAGCCGAUCAAAUCCUCUCAGGAUGAGAGUGUUCCGAGAAGGACACACACACACACACACACACACACACAUAAUUUAGCAUCCUAGCUUCCUUCCUCUCUUAGCUCCUAGCCUUCAGGUCACACACUGCAUGCUUCCUAAGGCCCUGGCAUACGCUCACACACUGAUGCAGGGUCAUAUACGCGCGCGCACACACACACACACACGCACGCGUGUGUGUGUGUGUUGGUCGAGGCUCUUUGUGCACUUUGUACAUUUUAUAACCUGCCACCAAACACAAACCAAAAAAAAAAAAAAAAACACUUUUUUUAUACUCAGAAUUCGCUGGAGGAUUUGAUAUCUUUUUUUGUUGUUGUUGUUUUGACUCCGGCGCCGUGUGAGGUCAUGGGUGUUGCUAAGCAGUGACGUGUCAUCAUAGCCAGCUCAUCGUUAGCCCCUCCCACUUCCUUUUUCAGCGGCUGUCACGUUGACGGUGUAGAUUAGUCGUGCCUGUUCAAAAAACAACGAGGAACUGUUUUUUUUAAUUAGAUUUUUUUUCGAAUCAGGCGUGAAACGGCGUUGGCUUGUGGAUGGCGGACGCACACGUCGUCGGUUUUGAUGGCGAGUGUCACGCGAGUCAUGUCCUGGUUUGUGUUUAGCUACAGUUUUCCCUACGGAUCUUUCUGCUACGUUCUCGUGGCCUUGUGCUCUCCAGGAGGCUUUGAACUUGUUACACGAGGCAAAAAAGACUAAAAUUUUAGAUGCUCGCCUGAACAUAAACAGUUGCCAAGGGUGUAUGGUGGGGUGAGGGGGGCGUGGCCUGCAGACCUGCCGCAAAACGGACUGUGCCAGGGCUGUCUUCGAGCUCUUAGCGGCUGGUUGCUGUCACCGCCGCGAGCACGCUUGCGAGAGCCGUCGGGGUCGGUCUCUUCCGCCUCAGGUGGUCCGGCCAUGUUGGGCGCCAAAUUGUGGAAGUUUCUACCCUCCGGGUUCCUCAGACCACCAAGCACUGACAUGACAGUUGAGUUUCAGGUUUGCAAUACUGUUUUAUUUCUAAAUAACGUCUCUCAGAUGCUUUUCAGCAAUUGUCUUUGUCUGACUCUCUCGCGCUCUCGCUCCAACUUUCUCCUCUCCGGCUGCUGCCUUUUAACAGAGCGACAGGUGAUUAGAUAACCAGGCCCAGGUGGGCCAUGUACGCACCUGUCGCUGAUUUCGAAGCCGGUCCUGGCAUACCUCGUUUCACUGCAGGUCCGCAGGCCACGCCCCCCCACAGCGAACAUCAAGACGGUCUUUAAACCAGGCAAAGGAAGCGCAAACUCCCAGACCAAGUGAAUAGCGCUACUAGCAACCAAAAAAUAAACCAAGGAGCAGUGACAAGCGAAGCAUAGUCAUAAAGUCAGGAGAACUAGAACUAAACACAAACCAGGUCCCGGGUCAUGACGAGCUAUGUCCAAACUGAGGGUCAGCGUCUGGUGACGGAACAUAAUGCUUCACAUUGGAACAUGUGUAGGGUGGUGGAAGUAAAUAACUGACCUCACUUCAACAACAGUUGUACGGUUACCAAGUCACUCAAGUGUGGCACUCGCUACACCCAGGAAGCACGUUACUUCUCUUUGGGUCACCCCGGGCCUUUAAGUCUCUCCUGGGGGCCAAACUGUGGGAGUACGAUUCCGCCACAAACCAAAACAAAACCUUAAAUGUAAGUUAUAUUUAUGAGGGGGAGAAAAGUCAAAUGGAUGAGAUAAAAAGUCAUGAUUUUGAGAUAUAAUUUCAAAAUUCUGAGGUGAAAAGUCAUAAUUAUGGGAGGAAAAAAAAAUCGAAAUAAUUGAAUUAUGUUUAUAUAGCGCUUUUCUCUAGAGACUCAAAGCGCUUUUACAUAGUGAAACCCAAUAUGUAAGUUACAUUUAAACCAGUGUGGGUGGCACUGGGAGCAGGUGGGUAAAGUGUCUUGCUCAAGGACACAAGGGUAGUGACGAGGAUGGCACAAGCAGGGAUUGAACCUGGAACCCUCAAGUUGCUCUACCAACCGAGCUAUGCCGCCCCCAAAUAAUGAGAGAAGAAAGUCGAAAUUAUGGGACAAAAAGUCAUAAAUAUUGGAUGAAAUGUGAAAAUUAUAAAACAAAAAGUCAUAAUUAUGUGAUUAAAAAUAAAAAAAAAUCAUAAUUAUUCAAUAUAAAGUCGAAAUUAUAAGAGAAGAGAAUCGAAAUUAUGAGACAAAAAGUCCUAAUAAUUGGAUAAAAUGUCAAAAUUAUGGGAUAAAAAGUCAUAAAUAUGAUAUGAAAAAACGAAAUUAUGAGAUGAAAAGUCAUAAUAAUGGGAUUCAAAAACUAGAAAUUAGAGCGAAGAAGGUUGAAUUUUUGAGAUAAAAAGUCAUAAUUAUGAGAAUGGAAAUCAAAAUGAGAUAAAAAGUCAUAAUUACUCAGUAUAAAGUCAAAAUGAUGACACAAAAAGUCCUAAUUGGAUAAAAUGAAUGUCAAAAUGAUUUGACAAAAAGUAUAUAUAUGUAUGAGCUCAAAAGUGAUAAUUAUUGGAUUAAAUGUCGAAAUAAUGGGAUAAAAAAUCAUAAAUAUGAGAUUAAAAAAACGAAAUUAUGAGAUUAAAACUCGUAAUUGGACACGAUGUCGAAAUUAGGAGACAAAAGUCAUAAUUAUUGAAUAAAAUGUCAAAAUUAUGAGACGAAAAGUCAAAAUUAUUGGAUAAAAUGUCAAAAUUAGGAGAUAAAUGUCAUAAUUAUUGAACAAAAUGUAAAUAUGAGAUGAAAAAACGAAAUUAUGGGAUCAAAAGUCAUAAUUGGACACAAUGUCGAAAUUAGGAGACACAAGUCAUUAUUGGAUAAAAUGUCAAAAUUAUGAAACAAAAAGUCAACAUUAUUGGAUGAAAUGUCAAAAUUAGGAGAUAAAAAGUCUUAAUUAUUGGACAAAAUGUAAAUAUGAGAUAUAAAGUUAAAUAUGAGUUUAAAAAAGGAAAUUAUGAGCUCAAAAGUCAUAAGUAUUGGAUUAAAUGUCGACAUAAUGGGAUAAAAAGUCAUAAAUAUGAGAUUAAAAAAAUGAAAUUAUGAGAUUAAAACUCAUAAUUGGACACAAUGUCAAUAUUAGGAGAGAAGGAAAUCGAAAUUAGGAGACAAAAGUCAUAAUUAUUGGAUAAAAUGUCAAAAUUAUGAGACAAAAAGUCAAAAUUAUUGGAUAAAAUGUCAAAACUAAGAGAUAAAUGUCAUAAUUAUUGGACAAAAUGUAAAUAUGAGAUGAAAAAACAAAAUUAUGGGAUAAAAAGUCAUAAUUGGACACAAUGUCGAAAUUAGGAGAGAAGGAAGUCGAAAUUAGGAGACAAAAGCCAUAAUUAUUGGACAAAAUGUCAAAAUUAUGAGAUGAAAAGUCAUAAUUGGGAUUGAAAAAAUGAAAUUAUGAGCGAAGAAGGUUGAAUUUUUGAAAUUAAAAAAAUCAUAAUUAUGAGAAUGGAAAUCGAAACGAUGAGAUAAAAAGUCAUAAUUACUCAGUAUAAAGUCAAAAUGAUGAGACAAAAAGUCCUAAUUGGAUAAAAUGAAUGUAAAAAUGAUUUGAUAAAAAGUCCUAAUUAUUUGAUUAAAUGUCAAAAUUAUGGGAUAAAAAGUCAUAAUUGGAUAAAAUGUCGAAAUUAGGAGAGAAGGAAGUCGAAAUUAGGAGACAAAAGUCAUAAUUUUUGGAUAAAAUGUCAAAUUUAUGGGAUAAAAAGUCAUAAUUGGAUAAAAUGAAUGUCAAAAUGAUGAGACAAAAAGUCAUAACUAUUGGAUUAAAUGUCGAAAUUAUGGGAUAAAAAGUCAUAUUUGGAUAAAAUGUCGAAAUUAGGAGAGAAGGAAGUCAAAAUUAGGCGGAAAAAGUCAUAAUUAUUGGAUAAAAUGUCAAAAUUAUGAGACGAAAAGUCAAAAUUAUUGAAUAAAAUGUAAAAACUGAGAGAUAAAUGUCAUAAUUAUUGGACAAAAUGUAAAUAUGAGAUAAAAAAACGAAAUUAUGGGAUAAAAAGUCAUAAUUGGACACAAUGUCGAAAUUAGGAGAGAAGGAAGUCGAAAUUAGUAAAUUAAUUUAUUGAAUAAAAUGUCAAAAUUAUGAGAUGAAAAGUCAUAAUUGGGAUUGAAAAAAUGAAAUUAUGAGCAAAGAAUGUGGAAUUUUUUAAAUGAAAAAAUCAUAAUUAUGAGAAUGGAAAUCGAAAUGUUGAGAUAAAAAGUCAUAAUUACUCAGUAUAAAGUCAAAAUGAUGAGACAAAAAGUCAUAAUUAUUGUAUUAAAUGUCGAAAUCAUGGGAUAAAAAGUCCUGAUUGGAUAAAAUGUCGAAAUUAGGAGAGAAGGAAGUUGAAAAUAGGAGACAAAAGUCAUAAUUAUUGGAUAAAAUGUUGAAAUUAUGAGAUGAAAAGUCAAAAUUAUUAGAUAAAAUGUCAAAAUUAGGAGAUAAAUGUCAUAAUUAUUGGAUAAAAUGUCAAAAUUAUGAGAGGAAAAGUCAUAAUUGGGAUUGAAAAAAUGAAAUUAUGAGCGAAGAAGGUUGAAUUUUUUAAAUUAAAAAAUCAUAAUUAUGAGAAUGGAAAUCGAAAUGAUGAGAUAAAAAGUCAUAAUUACUCAGUAUAAAGUCAAAAUGAUGAGACAAAAAGUCAUAAUUAUUGGAUUAAAUGUCGAAAUUAUGGGAUAAAAAGUCUUAAUUGGAUAAAAUGUUGAAAUUAGGAGAGAAGGAAGUCGAAAUUAGGAGACAAAAUCCAUAAUUAUUGGAUAAAAUGUCAAAAUUAUGAGAUGAAAAGUCAUAAUUGGGAUUGAAAAAAUGAAAUUAUGAGCAAAGAAGGUUGAAUUUAAUUUAAAAAUUAAAAAAUCAUAAUUAUGAAAUGGAAAUCGAAAUGACACAAAAAGUCCUAAUUAUUGGAUUAAAUGUCGAAAUUAUGGGAUAAAAAGUCAUAAUUGGAUAAAAUGUCGAAAUUAGGAGAGAAAUAAGUCGAAAUUUGGAGACAAAAGUCAAAAUUAUUAGAUAAAAUGUCGAAAUUAGGAGAUAAACGUCAUAAUUAUUGGAUAAAAUGUCAAAAUUAUGAGACAAAAAAUCAAAAUUAUUGGAUAAAAUGUCAAAAUUAAGAGACAAAUGUCAUAAUUAUUAGACAAAACGUAAAUAUGAGAUAAAAAAAACGAAAUUAUGGGAUAAAAAGUCAUAAUUGGACACAAUGUCGAAAUUAGGAGAGAAGGAAGUCGAAAUUAGGAGACAAAAGUCAUAAUUAUUGCAUAAAAUGUCAAAAUUACGAGAUGAAAAGUCAUAAUUGGGAUUGAAAAAAUAAAAUUAUGAGCGAAGAAGGUUGAAUUUUUUAAAUUAAAAAAAUCAUAAUUAUGAGAAUGGAAAUCGAAAUGAUGAGAUAAAAAGUCCUACUUAUUGGAUUAAAUGUCGAAAUUAUGGGAUAAAAAGUAAAAAUUGGAUGAAAUGAAUGUCAAAAUGAUGAGAUAAAAAGUCAUAAAUAUUGGAUUAAAUGUCGAAAUCAUGGGAUAAAAAGUCAUAAUUGGAUAAAAUGUCGAAAUUAGGAGAGAAGGAAGUUGAAAUUAGGAGACAAAAGUCAUAAUUAUUGGAUAAAAUGUUGAAAUUAUGAGAUGAAAAGUCAAAAUUAUUAGAUAAAAUGUCAAAAUCAGAAGAUAAAUUUCAUAAUUAUUGGAUAAAAUGUCAAAAUUAUGAGACGAAAAGUCCAAAUUAUUGGAUAAAAUUUCAAAAUUAGGAGAUAAAUGUCAUAAUUAUUGGACAAAAUGUCAAUAUGAGAUAAAAAAAAACGAAAUUAUGGGAUAAAAAGUCAUAAUUGGACACAAUGUCGAAAUUAGGAGAGAAGGAAGUCAAAAUUAGAAGACAAAAGCCAUAAUUAUUGGAUAAAAUGUCAAAAUCAUGAUAUGAAAAGUCAUAAUUGGGAUUGAAAAAAUGAAUUUAUGAGCGAAGAAGGUUGAAUUUUUGAAAUGAAAAAAUCAUAAUUAUGAGAAUGGAAAUCGAAAUGAUGAGAUUAAAAAUCCUAAUUAUUGGAUUAGAUGUCGAAAUUAUGGGAUAAAAAGUCAUAAUUUAAUAAAAUGAAUGUCAAACUGAUGAGAUAAAAAGUCAUAAAUAUUGGAUUAAAUGUCAAAAUCAUGGGAUAAAAAGUCCUAAUUGGAUAAAAUGUCGAAAUUAGGAGAGAAGGAAGUCGAAAUUUAGAGACAAAAGUCAUAAUUAUUGGAUAAAAUUUCAAAAUUAUGAGACGAAAAGUCAAAAUUAUUGGAUAAAAUGUCAAAAUUAGGAGAUAGGUGUCAUAAUUAUUGGAUAAAAUGUCAAAAUUAUGAGACAAAAAAUCAAAAUUAUUGGAUAAAAUGUCAAAAUUAAGAGAUAAAUGUCAUAAUUAUUGGACAAAACGUAAAUAUGAGAUAAAAAAAACGAAAAUUUGGGAUCAAAAGUCACAAUUGGACACAAUGUCGAAAUUAGGAGAGAAGGAAGUCAAAAUUAGGAGACAAAAGCCAAUAUUAUUGGAUAAAAUGUCCAAAUUAUGAGAUGAAAAGUCAUAAUUGGGAUUGAAAAAAUUAAAUUAUGAGCGAAGAAGGUUGAAUUUUUUAAAUUAAAAAAAUCAUAAUUGUGAGAAUGGAAAUCGAAAUGAUGAGAUAAAAAGUCAUAAUUGCAUGAAAUGUCGAAAUUAGGAGAAAAGGAAGUUGAAAAUAGGAGACAAAAGUCAUAAUUGUUGGAUUAAAUGUUGAAAUUAUGAGAUGAAAAGUCAUAAUAAUGGAAUGAAAAAAUUAAAUCAUGAGCGAAGAAGGUGGAAUAUUUGAAAUAAAAAAUUAUAUUUAUGGGAAUGGAAAUCUAAAUGCUGGGAUAAGAAGUCAAAAUUACUCAGUAUAAAAGUCAAAAUGAUAAGACAAAUAAUUGGAUAAAAUGAAUGUCGAAAUGUUUUCACAAAAAGUCUUAAUUAUUGGAUAAAAUGUUGAAAUUAUGGGAUAAAAAGUCAUAAAUAUGAGAUUAAAAAACGAAAUUAUGAGAUAAAAAGUCUUAAGAAACCGACUCCAAAAAAACCCUCCGACUCAAAUAAAACAAGUCUCCAUUUUUCCAAGAAUGCGUUAGCUUGCUAUUGACAUGUUGCUAAUUAGCGCUAGCAAUUUCAAAUGUGUUAAUGAAAACUACAACAAAGAGGCGUGCUCCAAACAGCCGGUGCCUAAUAAGUACAAUACUUACAGUAUUGACACUUUUUAGGGCGCAAUUAAUACCAAAAAUAAUAAUAAUACAGCAUAAACUUUACACUAAUUCCAUGUCUUGGACUGUAAUUGCAAUUAUUGUCAUCCUUGCAAAUGAGACUCGGAAAUGUGAUGAAAGAAAAAAACAACAACUGGACGGCAGUUAUCAUAACUCAUUUUUAUUAAAUUUUGCAAUAAAAAUAAAUAAAAUAAAAUAAAUAAAUAAAAUGUAAUUGUGUUAUCAAAAAACAUUCAUGCUUAUCAACACACACAUAAAGGGCCAAAAAUUGGUAUCGGUAUGGAAUCCCAGGUAGAGGGAAUCGCUACCGUAUCGGUUCAAAUGUCUCAGACACCAAUCCCUAGUUAUUUAUGACUUUUCCAACUUUAAACGCUGCUUCCUGAUUAAAAUCGCUUUUUAUUUUUUUUUUUACAAAAUGAAAAAAUUUGGCCCGCAGCUUAUCGGCACAUUUUCAUGUUGGCGGGAAUACGUUUCGUUUGCGUCGCCAGAGUGGACCACGAUUGGUCGACCGCUCUAAGGCCCGCCCCUAAGGUCGAGUGGGGGAGCAAACAAGGCUCAACAUCAUCAAGGAUGGAACCUAAACCCGUGACGGGACCUGCUCCUACCAAAUGGAUUCAGUGUAGUAGUGGUCUCAUUAUCCAGUCCCGCCGCCCUUUUUCCAGUGCGCCUUUAGAACUAAACCCAAAACCAGGCAAGUUGGCACGUUUGUUUAAAUAGUAAAUAAAAACAGAAUACAAUGAUUUGCAAAUCCUUUUCAACUUAUAUUCAAUUGGGCUACAGGCAGGCCAGUCUAGUACCCGCACUCUUUUACUACGCAGCCACCCUGUUGUAACACAAGGCUUGGCAUUGUCUUGCUGAAAUAAGCAGGGGCGUCCUGUAAGGCUUUGAAAAAAAGGAUUGGACUCAGAUGCAGAGUUGGGACUUUAGACAGGCUUUUAUUUGGACAAUUUCCUUUUUACCUCCCAAGUCAAGAAAAAACAUUAUCUAUAAUCACAAAAAUAAACUACUCGGCGAAAAGGUUCCAGAACAAGAAGGAACAACCGAAAAUCACUCCGAACGGAGGAAAACACAAAAGUAAAGACGAACUAUAAAACAGUAUUUAACAAAAUAUGAAAAUAUCUACACUACCUAAUCUAAUAAAGUAUUUAACAAAAAUAGUCACUCAAAAAGUUGAGGAAUGAAGGAAAAACUUUUAACUGAAACUUACCACUGCGGCUGAAUAACUAAAUAAUCAAAAUCACACCUGCUGAGGAGGAAGAAAGGAAAACUCAAAAUAUUCGUAAAGGGUUUUCAGGAUCAAGGGACAUAAGCACAAGACAAGGCAAGGCAUGGACAAAGACAAUAAACGAGACAAUCUGGCACAGAACAAAGGAAGGAGUGAGCUUAUAAAACACAUGAAGGUAAUAGGGAACAGCUGGAAACAAUCACAGAACAGGGAUGACACAAAAGGAAGGGCAAGUGACCUGAAACGAGAGGAGAGUUACUUUUCAAAUUAAAACCAUAAGACAAGAAAAAAAGACAUCCCUCACCGUGGUGUCAAUGUGAAUUAUAUUUAUAUAGCGCUUUUCUCAAGUGACUCAAAGCGCUUUACAUAGUGACACCCAAUAUCUAAGUUCCAUUUAAACCAGUGUGGGUGGCCCUGGGAGCAGGUGGGUAAAGUGUCUUGCCCAAGGACACAACGGCAGUAACUAGGAUGGCACAAGCGGGAAUCGAACCCGCAACCCUCAAGUUGCUGGCACGGCCACUCUACCAACCGAGCUAUGCCGCCCCAGUGACACGUCCGUGAUAACGUUGUUCCAAAACCUGUAUGUACCGUUCAGCAUUAAUGGUACCUUCCCAGAUGUGUAAGUUACCCAUGUCUUGGGAACUAAUGCACCCCCAUACCAUCACAAAUGCCGGCUUUGGAACUUUGCGGAUGGUUCUUUUCCUCUUUGACGUCCGCAGUUUCCAAAAAAACAAUUUGAAAUGUGGACUCGUCAGACCACAGGAUACUUUUCCCCACGCUGCAUCAGUCCAUCUUAGAUGAGCCAAGCCGGUGGUGUUUCUGGGUGUUGUUGAUAAACGGGUUUGACCUCGCAUGGUAGAGUUUUAACUCGCACUUGCAGGUGUAGCGGCGAACUCUAGUGACCGACGGUGGUUUUCUGAAGUGUUCCUCGCCCCAUGUGGUGAUAUCCUUUACACACCGAUGUCGCUUUUUGAUGCGGUGAAGUGAAUUAUAUUUAUAUAGCGCUUUUUCUCAAAGUGACUCAAAGCGAUUUGCAUAGUGACACCCAAUAUCUAAGUUACUUUUUUUUUUUUAAAGCAGUGUGGGUGGCAUUGGGAGCAGGUGGGUAAAGUGUCUUGCCCAAGGACACAACGGCAGUAACUAAGAUGGCACAAGCGGGAAUCGAACCCGCAACCCUCAAGUUGCUGGCACGGCCACUCUACCAACCGAGCAAUGCCGCCCUAGUGACACAUCCGUGAUAACGUUGCUCCAAAAACUGUAUGUACCUUUCAGCAUUAAUGGUACCUUCCCAGAUGUGUAAGUUACCCAUGUCUUGGGAACUAAUGCACCCCCAUACCAUCACACAUGCCGGCUUUGGAACUUUGCGGAUGGUUCUUUUCCUCUUUGACGUCCACAGUUUCCAAAAAAACAAUUUGAAACGUGGACUCGUCAGACCACAGGAUACUUUCCCCCACGCUGCGUCAGUCCAUCUUAGAUGAGCCAAGCCGGUGGCGUUUCUGGGUGUUGUUGAUAAAUGGGUUUGACCUUGCAUGGUAGAGUUUUAACUCGCACUUGCAGGUGUAGCGAGGAACUGUAGUGACCGGCGGUGGUUUUCUGAAGUGUUCCUCGGCCCAUGUGGUGAUGUCCUUUACACACCGAUGUCGCUUUUUGAUGCGGUGAAGUGAAUUAUAUUUAUAUAGCGCUUUUUCUCAAAGUGACUCAAAGCGCUUUGCAUUGUGAAACCCAAUAUCUAAGUUACAUUUCUUUUUUUUAAACCAGUGUGGGUGGCACUGGGAGCAGGUGGGUAAAGUAUUUUGCCCAAGGAUACAACGGCAGUGACUACGAUGGCAGAAGCGGGGAUCGAACCCGCAACCCUCAAGUUGCUGGCACGGCCGCUCUACCAACCGAGGGAUGGAAGGUCCGUAAUAUCAGACAGAAAUCCCUAAAUUCCUUUCAAAUUUCCAUUGAGAUACGUCGUUCUUAAACUGUUGGACAAUUUGCUCGCGCGUUUGUCGACAAAGUGGUGACCCUCGCCUCCGUCCUUUCUUGUGAAAGACCGGGCAUUUUUUUGGGGAAGCUGUUUUUAUACCCAACCAUGGCACCCACCUGUUCCCAAUCAGCCUGCACACCUGUGAGAUGUUCCAAAUAAGUGUUUGAAUGAGCAUUCCUCGACGUUCUCAAGUCUUUUUUGCCACUUGUGCCAGCUCUUUUGAAACAUGUUGCAGGGAUCAAAUUGCAAAUUAGUUAAAAUUUGCAAAAAAAUAACAAGUUUACCAGUUCGAACGUUAAAUAUCUUGUCUUUGCAGUUUAUUCAUUUGAAUAUAAGUAUUUUGUUUUUAUUAAUAUUUACACAAGGUGCCAACUUCACUGGUUUUGGGGUUUUCUAUAAUGUUUUAUUAAAUUUGGGAGCGACUAAAGCAGAAAGGAGGUCAGGUUCCAAUCCUCACGCAACGACUCCUUGGUUAGGACGCCGCCGUCCACAAUCAGCUCGCCGCCGCCUUAUUUUUUUAUAUUAUUUUU
Nerophis ophidion (straightnose pipefish) is the source of this 15284-nucleotide messenger RNA. Its product is annotated as glutamate receptor ionotropic, NMDA 2A-like. Gene Ontology annotation, cellular component: NMDA selective glutamate receptor complex; postsynaptic membrane; postsynaptic density membrane. NCBI's taxonomy places the organism in Eukaryota, Metazoa, Chordata, Actinopteri, Syngnathiformes, Syngnathidae. Gene Ontology annotation, molecular function: transmitter-gated monoatomic ion channel activity involved in regulation of postsynaptic membrane potential; NMDA glutamate receptor activity. Bases 1 to 4005 code for a protein of 1334 amino acids. Gene Ontology annotation, biological process: excitatory postsynaptic potential; long-term synaptic potentiation; monoatomic ion transport. The transcript is spliced from 16 exons. The record is from RefSeq and is a predicted model, not a curated record.